This is a messenger RNA of Schistocerca gregaria, 2009 nucleotides long. Its product is annotated as kelch-like protein 10. The transcript is spliced from 11 exons. Gene Ontology annotation, molecular function: protein binding. NCBI's taxonomy places the organism in Eukaryota, Metazoa, Arthropoda, Insecta, Orthoptera, Acrididae. The record is from RefSeq and is a predicted model, not a curated record. The coding region runs from base 1 to 1830 and encodes 609 amino acids.
AUGGUCAGAGAACCAAAAGAAAUUGAGGUUGGGCGCGAACAUCAGCAGGAACUCGAGCCAGAGGAGCGCGGACGGCUGCUGAGGGCGGGGCCGCACUUGUUGAACGCCAGGCGGGCGCUCGCGCUGUCCGAUCUGUACCGGCGCCAGCUGCUGUGCGACGCCGUCGUCCGACUCGCUGACGGCGGAUUCUUCUUGGUGCACCGCGUCGUCCUCUCUACCUGCAGCAUGUACUUCAGGACACUGUUCACCACAAAGCUACACACGGUCUGCAAGACGGACGUCCUGAUCCCCGGUGUGACGACGGAGGAGAUGAGGCUCAUCUUGGACUACGCAUACCUGCGCCCUCUGCCCCUGAACGAGGCCAACGUCUACCGCAUGCUGGUCGUCGCAGACUACCUGUGCGUGACCGGCCUGCACGACCUCUGCACCGACUUGCUCAUCAGCAUGCUUUCUCCCAGUAACUGCAUCCACAUCAUGCUCUUCGCUAGACAGCCGUCGUGCAUUCGGCUGGAGAGGGCGGCGCGGCGGUACGCUCUGCGGCACUUCCCUCGCGUCGAGAUGGAGACGGACGCGCUUCUUUGCCUGCCCGCCGCCGAACUGGGCGCCCUGCUCAGCACGGACUGGCUCAACGCGCGCAGCGAGCAACUCGUCUGGUGCUGCGUGCUGCGCUGGACCGCCGUCAACCCAGUGAAGAGCCACCCGUACGUGGAGGGCAACCGGGAGUGCCGGCCGGUGGUGCUGGAGGCGCUGAUGCUGCUGUACCGGCGCGAGAACGCCGGCGGGCCGGCCGCGCUCGCAGCGCCGCACCCUCUGUCGCGGCCGCGCGUCCCCUACGAGGUGGUCCUCGCCAUCGGCGGCUGGACCGGCGACGGCAGCACCGCCUGCUUCGAGAUGUACAACACGCGCACCGACGAGUGGACCGAGGUGUGGGAAGAAGACCCAGCGGGCCCGCGCGCGUACCACGACAUCGUCGUCAUCGGCUCCGACGUGUACGUCAUCGGCGGUUUUAACGGCCGCACCGUCUUCCGGUCGUGCCGCUGCUUCAACGCCGCCGUCCAAGAGUGGCGAGAGGUCGCGCCCAUGAACUUUCGCAGGUGCUACGUAAGCGCGGCUGCCCUAGGUGAACUCAUCUACGCCAUAGGCGGCUACGACGGUGAGGAACGUCUGAGGACCGUCGAGUGCUUCGACCAUUACACCAACCAGUGGUCGCUGGUCUGCCCCAUGAACGCGCCGCGUUCCGACGCCACCGCUGUAGCCCUAGACGGGCGACUGUACGUGGCGGGUGGUUUCGACGGGCAGAACUACCUGCAGUCUGUGGAGGUGUACAGCCCCGUGGCGGACCAAUGGACCCUCAUACGGCCCAUGCGCUUCCCUCGCAGCGGCGUCGCCGGCGUCGCCUACUACGGCUGUCUCUACGUCGUAGGUGGAAACAACGGAUAUUCGAGACUGCGGAGCGUCGAGAGAUACGACCCUGCUACCGGUCAGUGGGCGCUAAUCCCAGAGAUGUACACGCCGCGCAGUAACCACGCCAUAGCAGUCAUCGACGACAUGAUAUUCGCCGUCGGCGGCUACGACGGAACUUCAACCGUCUCCUACGUCGAGUGCUACAGUCCUUCUGCCAACGAGUGGUACGGAGCGGCCAACCUGAACGUCCGCCGGUCUGCGCUGGCGGCGUGUGUGGUCUCCGCCCCCGAGCAGCCGCCCCCGCGGGACAGCUGGUGGCAGCUCUCCAUGGCCAGCUGCGGCCCCUGCUUUCGGCGCGAGGACGAAGACCGGGCACUGAUGCGGGACGUGGUCGGCGACUCACGGAACUGCCAGCACGCAGCCUAGACGAAGACCUCAAAGAAGAACUCAAAGAAGAGGUCACCGUAAUAAAUACGUUCCAACAGUCCGGUUCCAGACACUGUUUUGUAUUAAACGGAUGUUUUCUUUUGUGUCGCUACUGGAAAGUGGAACGUCACGCACAAGAAGCAAAAAGAGAAAUUUAGCUGAAAUAAAAAUGUCAAAAC